Molecule: messenger RNA, 2546 nt
Organism: Rhinolophus ferrumequinum (greater horseshoe bat)
Lineage: Eukaryota; Metazoa; Chordata; Mammalia; Chiroptera; Rhinolophidae
Gene: MRAP2
Product: melanocortin 2 receptor accessory protein 2
Exons: 6
Coding region: 587-1342 (251 amino acids)
Biological process (GO): regulation of adenylate cyclase-activating G protein-coupled receptor signaling pathway; protein localization to plasma membrane
Cellular component (GO): plasma membrane; endoplasmic reticulum
Molecular function (GO): type 1 melanocortin receptor binding; signaling receptor regulator activity; type 4 melanocortin receptor binding
Source: RefSeq, a predicted model, not a curated record
UUGCCCUGGAUUUAAUCUGACCGCAAGGUAACACGCAACGGUGUUCUGAAAGCAAAGAAAGCUUGGGGAAACGCAUCCGUGCUACUCCAGGGAGGAGAAGGGAACUCCCAAAUAUAACUUAAUUCUUAAGAAAUCCUCAAAGGUCCAUGGAUUCUAGCUGGUCUCCAGAAGAUAUUUCCCAGAGACUGGAGCCAGUUUUGUAAGAUUAAGAUGCUUCCUCUCUGUCCUCAGGAAGCACCUAACUAAAUGUAAUCCACAAGAAGGCUCUGGAUGUUUUGGAAUGAUCACUUGUAAUGAAUUUCUGCUGCAAUGAAGUGAGCUAAUGACAGAGACAACAGAAAGUGAAGCUUAUCAAAAGGAGAGUUUGGGAAGCAGUGUAUUUUCAGGACUAGUCAGGGUGUGAGGGCCCUGGCUGGCUCAGCACAGAUGUUCUCACAGCUGUCCAGGGUUCUCCCUGGUUUCUAAAAGUUGAUUCCUUACCGCCCAGACAGAGUGAGUAUUCCUUUUACAUGGAAAGGAAUCACCACAAGCUCUUGAAAAGAGCAAAGCUGGAUCCUUGAAGGUUGGCCAUGGAAGAAGGACCCACAUGGGAAGGGGUGCCAGGAUGUGCCAGCACCAUCUUUUGCUUUGGGGAGCUCUCAAUUACCCUCCCCCCAAGGUGGAGAUGUCUGCCCCGAGGUUAAUUUCUAACAGAACGUCUCAGCAAUCUACAUUUAAUUCCGAUUACACCUGGGAAUAUGAGUAUUAUGAGAUUGGACCAAUUUCCUUUGAAGGACUGAAGGCUCAUAAAUAUUCCAUUGUGAUUGGAUUUUGGGUUGGUCUUGCAGUCUUCGUGAUUUUCAUGUUUUUUGUGCUGACCUUGCUGACUAAGACGGGAGCCCCACACCAAGACUGCACUGUGACUGGAAGAAGAUGCCUGGAGAUAUCACCCCUGCCCUUCCGUUCUUCAUCUGGCAAUUCAGAAUCUUCGGAGAAGAGAUUUCGAAUGAACAGCUUUGUGUCAGACUUUGGAAGACCGCUGGAGCCAGACAAAGUGUUUUCUCGACAGGGCAAUGAGGAAUCCAGGUCUCUCUUUCACUGCUACAUCAAUGAAGGAGAACACUCGGACAAGGCCAAAGCUUGUCACCAGACCACAGCCCUUGACAGCGAUGUUCAACUCCAGGAAGCCAUCAGCGGCGGGCGACCAGAGGAGGAGCUGAACAGGCUCAUGAAAUUUGACAUCCCCAACUUCGUGAACACAGACCAGAACUCCUUUGGGGACGAUGAUCUUCUGAUUUCGGAACCACCUAUUGUUCUAGAAAAUAAGCCAGUUUCCCAGACCUCACACAAAGACCUGGAUUGAGAAACAUGCGCUAUAAAGUGUCUUCCUGAAGAUGUUGGGUCUGUGUUUGUAAAACAAGAAAUCUCCAUUCACCAAAAUUGUGUGUGUGUGUGUGUGUGUGUGUGUGUGUGUGUGUGUGUGUGUGACAGAGAGAGAGAGAGAGAGAGACUGAGACACAGACAGACAGACAAAGAUGAAGAGAGCCCCCUCAGAAGAGAGAUGAUUUCACUGAGUUUUUAUGCCUUUAAACACAUUUAGGGGUUUUUUGGGAUAAAGUGUUUAAAUUGUCUCAUCUUCUUGUUGUUGAAAAAUUUGGCCACGUACUCAGUGUCAGUGUUCUUGAAUGGGGGUUAUCAUACUGUGUUCCAAUCUGGCCCUGCCACUACCAUGCUCUACCUUUAGCAAGUUGCUUUACCUCUCUGACUGCCACAUUUUGAACUGUAAGGUGAGGAGUCUGGAGUAGCUAAUCCAUCCCAUCUCUAAUAUUUUGUGAAUUUAUGAGUUUGCAUCCAGAUGACGCUGGAGUAUACAUAAAGCAUUAUCCACUAGGGCACUGCCUCCUAUUUUUUAUUGUAGGAUCCCCCAAGUGUUUGCACAUUCCACUCAACCCUUCUUAUCCCAGCUUUUGUCAGGGGCCUGGGUGUCUGCCAGGAUGCUAAGAGAUUCGUCUCACACAGUCGCUGUGGCCAACAUUUCUGUUGGUUGUGCUAAAACAGCUCUUCUGAGAAUCCCUGGCCACCUAUGCUCAAACCUGGGGACAGACUUCCCCACACACACAAUAAAGUAAGUACCAAUUCAUGGCACAUCCCAUGGCACUCCUUUCCCCAAGAAAUGUAGGAAAGGUGAUCAGCUGAGAGAGGUGACUUUUGUGUGUCUGUGUUGGUGUAUCUGUGUCUUGUCACACUGCUGUGCCAGUGGCUACUGAACAACAAAAGUGGCAUUUCCCAUGCUAUCUAUUUACUUGGUAGAUGUGUAAGUGAUUGUCAUCUGACUACUAUGUGGCUUUGAGCUGAGUUGGUGAAUGUUGUAAAUAUCCUACCAACAGAUAUUCAGAGCGGCCUGGUGAAACACAGAGUUACACCUGCACACUGGCGUUGGAAACAGCUUGGUGUUGUACACCGAGUCAGCUGUAUGCAUGGCCAGCUGCUAAUCUCUGGCUGGCAUUUUCAUUAUGAAUUUGUUCACCACCUGUCUUGCUAAAGCUAAAAAAUAAAUGCAUUGGAUU